ACUGACUCCAAUCCACUUUUUCAGUUUUUUAAAGGUUUUUUAAAGCAGGCAUUAGGGGGACCAGCCCUCUGAGCAAUCCUAUAAAGUUUGAUUGUAAUAGUGGUUAAUAUCAAGUCUAGGUACAAAAAAUUCAACCAAAUAAACAGGGUGUAUUCCACUGCCUCAUUCAUAUGAAGACCAAUCUUGCUGAUCAUUUGAAGAUUUCUUCUUCUUUUUCUGAACUGAAGCUAACUAAGUUGUUAAUGGUGUUUGUUGCCUUGGAUUACAGGUGGUCUCAAGGAGAUCAAAUUGUCAAAUGCAAAGGAUUUGGUAACCAGAGGAUUUGAUGUCGUUCCUGGCCAAAAGCUUUGCCCCUCUUGUACAAUUCGAAUGAAUGAGACAAAGAACGAUCCUAUCCAUGCAGCUGAACCCGAUGAAGCGUUUGAGGAAGAUUUUGAUAAAGAGGUAUCAUGUUCUUCUGGCAAAGAUUCACUAGAUGCAACACUUCAUGAAUUGGAUGUUUCCCCAUUGAAGCUGCACGCUGUUCCAAAGCAUUCAGUUGUUUCUCAUGGGAAGAGAAAGAUUAACCAAGCUCACGAAUCUCUUUUAAAGAAAGUAGCAACAGUGCUUGAUGUUGAUGAAGAGGAUUUAGCGCCAGAUGACACAGAAGAUGCUAAAACUACUGAAAUCAAACUCAAAGUUCAGGAUCUUGAUCACUUAAUACAUCUAAUGCAAGAGAAGUUGAAAGUCGCGAAUAGGCGCCAAAGAAUCCAAAUUUUAACUUUAACUCCAAAUUCUUGGACCCUCAGGAAGGCAGCUCAAGAGUUUAAGGUGUCCAAGGCAACUAUUCAGAAAGCAAGGCUUCUCAAGAAAGAAAAGGGAAUCAUCGCAAUGCCAGACGAAAUAAGAGGUAAAACGUUGAAGAAGGAAAUCAUAGAUUUGGUGAUAUCGUUCUAUUGUGAUGACGAGUUCACGCGACAGCUACCAGGAAAAAAGGACUCAGUCAGCAUCGGGAAAAGACAACAUAUGUCAAAACGCCUUAUUCUAUGCAACAUUCGAGAGCUAUAUACUGCUUUCAGAGAACAGCAGCCUCUUUGCAACAUUGGCUUUUCCAAGUUUGCCAGUCUAAGGCUGAAAUGGUGUGUUCCAGUUGGCCCAAAAGGAACCCAUUCUGUAUGUGUUUGCACAUUACACCAGAACGUUAAACUUUUGUUAGACUCUGCUUAUAUGACAAAUCAAUACAAGGACCUCAUAAAUAUGAUUGUCUGCAACUCAGAUUCAAAACAGUGCAUGAUACACCGGUGCUCUAAGUGUCCUGGAAUCGAUAAUGUCAAAGAAUCUUUGUUGGAAAUAUUUGUAAAUAAAGAAGAACUGUCUUCAGAGGAAAAAGAAAGUGGUGAUGAGUCAGACAGAGAGAACGAAAUUCUGGAAGAAGCAAUCAGUUUUAAACAGUGGAUAACAGCAGAUAGGUCAGAGUUGCUCACCCAAACUGCAUCUGUGGAAGAGUUCAUUGACAUUUUGUGUGGACAACUCGACAACAUAACAACACAUUCUUUUGUCGCUAAGUCACAGGCAAAUUACCUGAGGACUCUUAAGGAAGAGAUCAAGCAGGAAGAGGUAAUAGUACUUGGGGAUUUUUCAGAGAACUUCAAAUUUGUUGUUCAGGACGAAUCUCAAGGUUACCAUUGGAAUCAAAGGCAAUGUACUUUACAUCCAGUGGUAAUCUAUCACAAAUUUACAGAACCAGCUUCACUGGUUUCCGAAUCAAUAUGUUUCCUCUCGGAUGACCUUGACCAUGACGUUAGCAUGGUCUACAAGAUUUUACAAGAAACAGUACAUUUCAUAAAGGAGAAAAUCUCCCCUGGCAUAAAGCUGAUCCAUUAUUUUUCUGAUGGCUGUGCAGGGCAAUACAAGAAUUGUAAGAAUUUCAUGAACCUUUGCCACCAUCAGGAAGAUUUUGGUAUCAAAUGCCAGUGGAACUUUUUUGCCACUAGCCACGGCAAAUCUCCAUGUGAUGGAAUUGGCGGUACGGUGAAAAGGCUUGUGGCAAAAGCAAGUCUCCAACGACCAAUGCAAAACCAAAUUUUGUCAGUCCAUGAAAUGGUUUAUUUUUGCAAAGCUGAUAUCAAGGGUAUUCACUUUGAAUUUCUCUCAAGCAAUGAUAUCAGUAACCUAAGAGAAGAAUUAAAGUCAAGGUUUCAGCUUGCAAGAACAGUUCCUGGCACAAGGGGAUACCAUCAGUUUGUUCCAAUAUCUAUGACUAAAAUUGGAGCAAAGCGAGUUUCAGAAAAUAAAGAGUUCGACUUCACAUUUUCUUUCACUGAUGAGCCUACCAUUAGGAAAGAAAUAUUUUACUCGGGCAGCUUCAUCGUGUGCAGAUAUGAUGAUCAGCUUUGGUUGGGCAUGAUUUCUCAAGCCGAUAAUGAUAAUAGUGAGGUUCUUGUGAGUUUCAUGCAUCCUCACUUCCCAGCACGAUCUUUCUCAUGGCCAAGAAGAGCUGAUACAUGCUGGGUUCCAAUUUCAAAAGUUCUUUGCGUUGUUGAUGCCCCUAUAACAUCAACUGCCUCUGGGCGACAAUAUUGCCUACAGCAAACAACAUUGAAUCAUGUAUCAGAAAUAUUGAAAAGAAGUGAUCCAUUUGCCACUUCAGGACAUAUAUAG
Rhopilema esculentum is the source of this 2640-nucleotide messenger RNA. The record is from RefSeq and is a predicted model, not a curated record. Lineage: Eukaryota; Metazoa; Cnidaria; Scyphozoa; Rhizostomeae; Rhizostomatidae.